AUGAUAAGGCUACAAGUAUAUAUUGUUCCUCCGAGCUCACGCCACCUUGGACUUCAGAAACAGAUUGCUGCAAAACAGAGCCUGGCGCCUAAUGCUUCAGGAGACACGCGAGAUGUUUCAGUGCUCGCUAGCCAGCAGGGGUUCUCGGACAACCAGCCCAGCGUCUUGAAUCUCAGUGGGUUUGAUCCAUGGCAGGAAAGCCACAGUCGCAGCAGCAGAUUUGCAGAGUUCGAGAUGCUGGGUAUGAGGAAAUUCCUCCAUAUAACGGUGAGAGAUGUCACACUAGAACAGUUAGCUGCCGAGAUCAAUGAGAGAUCUUGUAGAAUCUACCCCGAUCUCGACGAACUUGAUAUCUGGAAGAUUCAGGAUUCGAAGGGUUGCGAUUUGGAUUCCGAGUAUCUUGUUUGGCAAGUCUUUGAUAAUAAUGACUCGGCCAUAGUACUGACGCACAACGAACUGAGGCCGUCACCCCAUCGAUUCGAGCGCAGUGUAUCUGUCACGGAGACACAACGAAAGGAUCAGGAUUCUUCAAUUCCCGGACUCAUACACUUAAAUGUGGAGAAAACCAGAAGAAAGAGCUCUGUGAAGUCCUUUCCUGGUGAACUGACCAAUGGUUUCGAGGAUAAUAGCAACUCAGACGAUGUGCCCUUUUCGAGAAUCACGAACGGGAAUAGACUAUUACGCAAUGGGUUUAAAGACGGUGUUCUGGAUAUGUCGACGCCUGUGGGAAACUUCAAGAGUGUCCCACACUUUUCAGAAUCCAUAGCUUCCAGGGCCAACGGGGAGAUCCCAGAUCUACACAACUCUGAAAUUCCAGUGAAAAAGAACGGGAGCAGGCCCAAUGAAAAAUCCAGAAUAACUUCUGGUAUGCUUGCAGCGGAGCCUCAGCCAGAUUUGACGCUUGAGCUGGAAGCUGAGGAGGUUCCGCAAGGUGUGAGUGUUGCGUCAAAGGAGGACAUCACCAAGAAGGUCUUACCAGAUCUCUUGCCUACAGACAUCCCAUACGAAGAGAGUCCUUCUGAGAAUGGAUUAGUCACGGAAGAGAGCGGAGACGAUGUUUAUAUUAGUGCCCGCGAGGCCGAUGUUGAGCCCAGCUCACCCUCCGUGUCCAAGAAGAAAAGGCAGCUGAGCAAUGAAAAGGGCGAUUUUCUAGCUCCCAAAAGAGUUCAAUUGAGAUCAGUGACUCUUCAGAAAAACAGUAUACAGAGUUCUAUCCAGAAUGACGUUUCUAUUUCUGCUUCCCCCGAGGAGUCAGCCUCCCCUCUUCCUGCUCAGUCCCCAGAACCAAUCCAUAAUACGGAAGUCCUGAGCAACACCCCCGAAAAAAAAGAAAAUAAUCCAGAGCUGGAGAGUUUACUUCAAAAUGAUAUCAAAGAGGAACAAAGGGCAAGAGAAAGGGCAAUUGAGGUGGAAAAGAUGAUACUAAAGAUAUCCAAGGAGAACCCCGGACACCAUCUGCGUCGGUUCAUUCACCCAACUGCAGGUAUUGUUCUUGAUGAGAACUCGGGCGAAGAAAAUCCCGAGGAGUCUGCUCAAUUGACUCAAAUUGAUAAGGCGUCAAAGCCUGAAGUGUCACAACCUUCUGCUGCCGACGUAAACAGCUCUGGAAGCGACAGCGACAGCGCAGAGGACUCCGACAGUGAGGAAAAUUCAACCGACAGAAAUGAAGACACUCCGCUCAGAGUGCCUGUUGCUGUAUCGGCCCCGAAAACUAGAGGCAGCAAAAAUGCUGUUUCGAAAGCCAAACAAAAUAGUUCUCAGCUUCCACACGAGGAGGAUGAAUCUCUCAACCUGGUUGAUCCCUUACUUGUGCAAUCUCAGUCUGAAUCAACAACGCCGCAACAAAUACAACCACAGAGGAAAAAAUUAGCUUCAUUGCCCAGUUUGGAGGGAUUACGCAAACGCGGCGUGCCUACAGUUCGCGACUCAACGAACGAGUCACUGGCUAAUCUGACUCCUUCAUCUCAAAAGGUUGCCCCAACCAAACCCGUUUCUCCACAGACAGAUUCCUCAGAUUCAGACGAAUCAGAAAGUGACGAUGACGACAGCGAUUCUUCAGAUGAUUCUUCAGAUAAUGACGAGGCGUCUUCCAAAGAAGACUCAAAGUUCAUCGACCUAAAGAAAGCUAAACUAGCGCUACGCAAAACGAGGGCCAAGAAAAACUCUGGUUUUCAAGACCUUAUGAAAGAUGCAAAAAAAACAUGA
Kuraishia capsulata CBS 1993 is the source of this 2205-nucleotide messenger RNA. RefSeq lists its product as uncharacterized. Gene Ontology annotation, molecular function: phosphatase activator activity; rDNA binding. Gene Ontology annotation, cellular component: nucleolus. The coding region runs from base 1 to 2205 and encodes 734 amino acids. Lineage: Eukaryota; Fungi; Ascomycota; Pichiomycetes; Pichiales; Pichiaceae. The transcript has a single exon. The record is from RefSeq and is a predicted model, not a curated record. Gene Ontology annotation, biological process: negative regulation of septation initiation signaling; rDNA heterochromatin formation.